Sabethes cyaneus is the source of this 1145-nucleotide messenger RNA. It is a transcript of the gene mRpL39, whose product is annotated as 39S ribosomal protein L39, mitochondrial. Gene Ontology annotation, molecular function: threonine-tRNA ligase activity; nucleotide binding. Gene Ontology annotation, biological process: threonyl-tRNA aminoacylation. The record is from RefSeq and is a predicted model, not a curated record. NCBI's taxonomy places the organism in Eukaryota, Metazoa, Arthropoda, Insecta, Diptera, Culicidae. Bases 102 to 1085 code for a protein of 327 amino acids. Gene Ontology annotation, cellular component: mitochondrion. The transcript is spliced from 5 exons.
AGUAUAAAAUUCGCGGAUUAUUUUACAAAAGUUCCAAGCCUUUUCGAGUGAUAUCAGAAAUUUGAGUCUUAAGUAUUGUAUUUAAGUCCAACCGGAGUAAAAUGGUAUUCAAAUAUUCCCAAUUAUACAUCAAUGUGCAACGAAAUCACAAAAGACUUUUUUCUUCCACUGCAAACCGGCAGAGCCUAGCCAGUAAUCUAUUCACCGAAGAGCAGAAGCGGCAAAGGGAAAAAGUUGGUCGAAUCGAAAAAAUUGAAAUUCGCUAUCUUGGAACACCAACAGACACCACUCUGGUAAUGAACCGAGGACUCUCAACGCCUUACGACUGUGCCAGACAUAUCGGGGAGAAGUACUGUCGUUUUAGUGCAUUAGCUCUGUUGGAUAACCAUACUCCUUGGGACAUGCGUCGGCCCCUCGAAGAUUCAUGCACACUUCAACUGCUGAAUUUCACUUCUCCCGAGCCGCAGAUUGCUAACAAAGUUUUCUGGAGAUCCUGUUCGUUUCUUCUGGGAGCGGUGCUACAAAAGAGCUUCAAACAGGAAGCCGGACUGUUUUUGCACAGUUUUCCGAAGCCAAACAUAAAAAGUGGUAGCUUUGUUCAUGACAUUGCGUUAUCCAAAGCGAAUUGGAAACCAUCAGUCGAAGAGCUCCGUGCUCUUUCCGUUGGCAUGAUAAAACUGGCCCAGCAAGAAUUGCCCAUCGAACGGCUGGAUGUGAGCAACGAAAUUGCUCUGGAGAUGUUCCGUGAAAACCCCUACAAGCGAGAGCAAAUUCCGAACAUUUCCGCUCAAAAUAAUGGACUGAUUACGGUUUACCGUGUCGGUGACCACGUUGAUAUCAGUAAAGGACCGAUGGUUAGUUCUUCUGGCCUGCUGGGGAAGUGUACGAUAGCAGCCGCCCACGAGGUUCCGCCGUCGGGUUCGAAUCAGCUUCCGUUGUACCGAAUCCAGGGAGUGGCACUACCGGUAGGGUUAAAUAUUAAUCACUUUGCAUUCGGUAUUUUGGAAGACCGGGCGAAAAAGUUGAAUCCUGCCAGACUUCCGAAUGAACCGUAUGAGGACACUGUAUCCGAGCAAGUAGCAUAAGGUUUCAACUAUUUUAUGAAAUGUCUAUGAAUUUGUAGAUAAUAGAAUCGUAGACUGUUU